Molecule: messenger RNA, 5994 nt
Organism: Heterostelium album PN500
Lineage: Eukaryota; Evosea; Eumycetozoa; Acytosteliales; Acytosteliaceae
Exons: 5
Coding region: 1-5994 (1997 amino acids)
Biological process (GO): centrosome duplication; centriole replication; mitotic spindle assembly
Cellular component (GO): centriole; cytoplasm; pericentriolar material
Molecular function (GO): protein kinase binding
Source: RefSeq, a predicted model, not a curated record
AUGGAAACAUCAUCGUACGACGACGACUGCACUCGAGAUAGUCCAUCCGGAGCCGACAACAUUCAAACUUCGCCACCUCUGCCACCACCCGUAUCACUGUCGACCGACGAGCUUCCACCACAAGAAAAUAUCGACGAAGAAUCUCCUCAGCCACAACCUAUAGUCGGUCCUGGCAAUAUGUCAAAUCAUAAUAGUUCAAGUUUAUUCUCAGGAUUUCAUCCACCAUCACCUCUGAGAACACAGAAUGCAUUUCUAGAUCGUGUCAAUCAAGAUAUGUCUGGAGAGUUUCGUGAUCUAGACCGAUACAAUAUUAUGAAUGAAGAGUCGACCGCUGUCGAUUCCACCCAGGUCGAUCUCAACAGUACACGUGACUUUUUCAGUCCACUCAACGAAACGACAUCGGCAACUAUCGAUAGUAGUCGACGUACUAAUCCCAACAACAACAUUAGUAGUGCAUACUAUGAAAGUGUCAAUGGUAGAAGACAGCAACAAGCAUCAGCAACAACAUCAUCAUCAUCGUCCAACUAUAAUAACACCACUGUCAACGGUGGAAUUGCAGACUAUAUUGAAAAUAGCAAUUACUACGAUGAACUCUCGGGAUUCCAACAUCUCCCAUUGAAUCAGAGUGUUCUAAACGAUACCUAUCGAAAUUACUAUGACGAAUCGACAGUCAUCGAUGAACGUGACAAUCACUACGAUAACAACCAACACCACCAGCAUAAUACGACGGCAGUGCGAUUCGGACAGGACACUAUCAUAGCCGGCGGUUCAAGAGUGGCACCAUCGCCCGUACCCCAUAAUCUACACGAAACAACCAACACCACCUACUACCAAUCGAAUGCUAGCAGCAUCAAUCAUAAUCCACUCGAUUUCACACCUUCAAUCACACCAAAUUCACUUGAUCAAUCUCAUUUACAUGCACAACCAAAUUUACAAAUGGAUGAUUCUACAUUUUAUGGAAGUAAUAUAAAUCAUUCAGCUUUACAAAACAGUGUUAUUCAUAACCCUUCUAAUAAUACUUCGAGGAUGAAUACAACUACUACAGUUGCAAACAACAACAACACAUCGGUGGUCAACCCAAAGUUGUCGUUCUCAUAUAGCAGUUCUCGACACAAUCGUAAUAAUAAUACAACCGAUGACACUCUAGUACUGACACCAGAGAAAUCAACAGAUUACCUUAAUGGUUCGACUUUUAAUACUACUCCUUCAAGAAUGAAUAUAAAUAGAACACCCUAUACUACAACAACAGCAGCAGCAAAUAACACUACUAAUAUGAAUAAUCUUAAUAAUAAUGUACAACAAACAACACAACAACAUUAUAAUCAUCAUCAUCAACAAACAGCUACUACUGUUGGUUUAUCCACUGUAAAUUCAACACCGUCGACUGCACCGCUUUCAACGAAUAGCGCCUCCGGUCAGCCAAUGAAGCUAGACAACCUGACACCGGGAACAUUCUUUGGUGAGCGUGUACCGACACUUGGAACACUGAGCGGCAACGGCACACCCAUAUCCUUUGGUAUGAGAACACCGAACCAGCACUCUAUGAACUCCACCACCUACAUUGCACCGACAUCAAUGAACGAUUCACAGCAUCAACCAACCAAUUUGAGCACAAUGAUGGACUCUACUGCCACUGCCACCUCUGUCAUGGACGACGGCCACGAUAUUUACGGACGUCCAACCAUUCUAAACUACACACCAAAACAAACCGAUCUCGAACCAGAAGAAUACCAACGACUUCUCACCAAAUUCAAUGCGAAAAACAACCAGAGUACAACGUUUUCUGUAUCAACUCUGGAUGACAUUGAUAUCGAUGGUGUUAACAAUGGUGAUGAUGAUGAUAAUGACAACAGACAAAAACAAUUGCAACAACAACAACAGCUGCAACAACAAGGUCAAACAGAACAAGUAUAUCCAUCGUUGGAAUGUACCAGUCAAAUCGACUUUGGAAGUGUGGAGAAAGAUUGGUUGGUGGAGCGUGAGUUGAAUCUUGUCAACCCCAAUUCCACUCCGAUGGUGGUCGCCUCACAUUCAUUCCAGGGUCCGGCUAGCAGUUCAUUCCGUCUGGUCGACGACAACAGCUACUAUGUGGUGGAGGUGCCAGCAUUUGGACAACGUAGCUUGCGAAUUGAAUACUCACCGACCGUUCCCAAGGAUCAUACUGCCACUCUCACAUUGAUUGUCAUGCCAAUCACUGCGACAUCGAACGCCACUCAACGUAUCGUUGGCACGCUGUCAUCGAUCAUCUACGUCAUGCUCGUCGGCAAGUGCACAAGCAGCAUGCGACUCAGUAAGGAUCUGCUGUACAGUCAUAAUAUCUACGACUUUGGAGAGUAUCAGCCAGGCUCAAAGUUGGAAUACUACUUCUACGACGAGAUAGAAGGACAACAAGUCGAUAUUCGUGGUGAUGGAUACAGGAUCGCUCGUUUGGACGAUGGUAAAGUUGCCAUCAAAUUUGAAUCGCCAUCCAAUCUGUCGGCCAAAGGUGAAGCAAUCAUUUUCAACAACAAAAACAAUUCAAAAAAGAUUGUAAAGUUAAAUACCAAUGUUAAGACAAUUAAUAUAGUUCAACAACAACAAUCUCAGCAAUCUCAACAAUCUCAACAACAACAAUAUAAUCAACACACUCCACAACAAAUUAGACAACAACUACCACCACAACCUGACAAUUCUAUAAACAAAAGAGCUGCAACUAUUCAACCAAUUAUAAAUAAUCAACAAUCACAACAAACUCUAUCACAAUCUCAAAGAGGUCAACAACAAAUUUACGAUCCAACUCCAGAGUUGGAGUUGAUGAUACCAAAUAAUGCAUUGUCUAAGGGAAUUAAUGCUAUUGGCAUGGAUGAAUACCUGUUGCCAAUUCAAUACUCUGGAAGAAGUUCGUUGGAGAUCAAGUGUAAAUCUACCAAUCCAAACUAUAGUGUUUCACCAGAUCGUUUCACAUUGAGCACUCAAUAUUCAUCGGUUGUACUCUCCAUUAAACAUCGUGAUAUGGUUACUCUACCAAACGUCCAGAAAUCCUAUCUAAAGAUUACAAGUCCAUCGAUCAAAGGAGAAUCUAUCAAAGUACCACUUAUAGAUAGACAACAUCAACAACAACAACAACAACAACCAAAGCAGCAAGAGAGACAACAACAGCCACAACAACAAUAUAAUCCACAAUUUUCAAAAUCAGCACAACCAAGCUAUCAAUAUCAAUAUGAUAAUCACCUUGAAAAUGCAUUCUCUGAAAUGAAUAUUCAAUCUAACCAACAACAACAAUCAACAAAUAGAUCAUUUGUAAAUCAAUAUCAAUCUUCUUCUUCAUCUGCUGGAGAUGUACAUUCAUCAUCAACUACACCAUCACCUCAAUCCACUCCUCAACAAUCUCCUGAACGCGACCAACAACAAGACAACGGUAACAAACUAAAUGUCAUCUAUGAAGAUGAUACUGGAAGUAAACAUUUCAACCCUAAAUCAGUGUCCGAAGGUAUCAGAUUGUAUUGUCAACGUCAAUUGGUUACUUUUGGUGGUGUUCCACUGGGUGAAUCUAGAUCAACGAGAAUCAAGAUGUCAGCCGAAGGCCUGACAAGUACACUCCACCUCGAAGCCGACUUUAUCAAUGACGACGAGUUUGAAUUCCAACUGAGUUCAACCGCUAUUGUCAUUGCACCUGGUAGCGAUGCAUUCCUCGAUAUCGUUUACUCACCCAUGCAUGCAACCACUCACUCCAAUGCCAUUCGCAUCAAGAUGAAAGACAGCACACACUACUUUACCAUACCAGUGCGUGGCUACGGUGGCUCUGCACAAAUGAAGAUUCUCUCGCCUUACUUUACAGAUCCCAAGACCGAAAACAACCUCAUCUACAUCAACUCACCAAUCAACGCAUCGAAAGCUGGUGUUCACUGUUACCUAACAAUCAAGAAUCAAGGUCACAGACCAGGUUUCAUUCGUGCAAUUGCUAAAAUGGAUAAUGCUAAAAUUGAAAUAUUCCCAUCUAGUGCCGUCAUUGGUAUUGGAAAGAGAAUCGAACUUGAAGUUGUAGUACGCCCGUUGAAUUUGAAUGAUAAAGAUUGGAUGAGUGGUGAAGCAAAGAUAAAGAUUUACUAUGGUGAUGAAAUUGCCAGACGCAGAAGAAUGAAUGCCAAGCGAUUGGUUCAUCUACCCGACCAGACUCCAGUCAAGAGCCGUCUUAACAACACCGGUUCAAGUCAAGCCAUUUCAUUCUCCAUAUUCGACCAAGGCUUUACCUAUGAAGAUCAAUUUGCCGAUGAGGAUAUCGAUGACAACGACUUGCUUGGUGACAUCCGACAAGACAAGAUAUUCAAUCUCCACGAAAUGGAAUUGUUUGACGAGAAUGUUCGUUCUAUUAUUAUUCAACCUAUCAUUGGAAAUCCUCCACAACCACAACCUCAACCACAACCACAGCCACAAGUACAGCCACAACCUCAACCAAAAUCACAAUCUGUUUCAUCAAAACAAUCGAUCUCCAAUCAAUCUACACAACAUAAAUCAACCAUUGGCAAUCAGUCAACACUCGACCAAACUGAAACUAUAGAUCUUAACUCUAUAUCUUUACUCUCACCACAAUACAACUUGGCAAAUAGUAAAUUCUACCAGUCUGAUGUUCAGCAAAACCAGCUUUUCAAUCAAUCGACUGCCACUCAAAAAUCACAACAGCAAAGACAGCAACAACAACAACAACAACAAUUCAUAAAUACAUCACAAGCAUCUUCCAACACUAACAACAAAUCACAAGUACAACAAUCAAAUAAUUUUGGAUCUCUAAAUAAUUCGACAAGAGGAUCCCAAGCUAGAUCACAACCAUUGCAAACUCCAACUGCAACCAACUUCUCUUCAACCAUUUCAAAGCCACCCAAUACAAAUACCACUACAACCACAACUACACAGCAAACAUCGACAAUACCAAUGUCAUCCACUUACUUGUCUACGUUCAAUCCUGAUUUUGCCCAAACCAUGCUGGCAACACCAUCGCACUAUCCCUAUAAAUAUCAGAGACCAGAAGCUAACAACACCGACGCGACUAUUCCAAACACUCCCGAUAUGAGUAUGAGAGACUUCCAAGAUUCACCAGUAGAUCAGUAUCAGGAGCAAGAACAAGAGCAAGAACAAGAACAAGACCAGCAAGAACAACAGUCAUAUAAACAAACAUUCCAGACACCAAAGAUGAGUUCCAGUAUAUUUUCAAAUCCUCCACCAUCGUCGAUCGCCAAAAACAAUGGCGGUUCUCAAGAUACAUCUUUUUCACAAUCAACUUACUUUGGUCGUGGAUUGAUGUUCCAAACACCCGAGCAACCAAGUAGAUCAUAUAAUAAUCAGCAACCAAACUCUACACAAACAUCAUCUCGACAACAACCAACAACACAACAAAGAGAUAAUCUCUUGAAUCAUUCAAACUCUUCUUUAUUUGACAUUUCAUCGGACAUCGAAGAUGAACAACCACAACAUCAACAAUCGAUCGAUUUCAAUCCGUAUGCAACCAACAUCUAUCGUAACAAUCGUACCAGUUCCAACAGCAAUGGUGGCUCGCAGCUCAACGAUGAGAGUCUGAGAUUCGACUCACGACUAGCAUCGGUAUUUUAUCCGAGUGACUCUGACAUCAACAACAACAACGAUCCAGAGAUAAUGUAUGCACCCGAAGAAAUCGUUGAAUUUGGUGACAUCAGUGUCGGUGACAUCACAAACAGUAAGAUUGGAAUUGCAAAUGCAUCCAAUGGCGAUAUUCAAGUGGUCAUUUCCGAUCCUGGCGAACCAUUCCACCACACCCAUUUCGAACCGAUCAGACUCCAAUCAAAGAAAACCACUCGAGUUCCUGUAUAUUUUAAACCGAGCACUCAAGGUGAAUUUGUAAACUAUAUUCGUGUUACCAGUGUACCAUCGUACGAAGGUGAACCCGUUUACACUUGUGAUUAUGAACUCCGAGUUUGUUUUUCACACACUUUCAUUUCAACUUCACACAAUAAAUGCCCUCUCAGCAGAGAAGCAAACAUAUAA